This is a messenger RNA of Salpingoeca rosetta, 282 nucleotides long. RefSeq lists its product as uncharacterized. The record is from RefSeq and is a predicted model, not a curated record. Lineage: Eukaryota; Choanoflagellata; Craspedida; Salpingoecidae. The coding region runs from base 1 to 282 and encodes 93 amino acids. The transcript has 3 exons.
AUGGCCAAGGCCGAGGCAGUGGCUCAGCUGAGCACGCUUGGACGACCUGGCAACUUCCUCGUGCAUGCGAGUGACAGGCGUUCCGUUGCUGGCGAGCUGACGUUUGUCAACGCCAACCACAAAGUGACCACCCGCGGCAUCGUCAAGCGGAAUGGCCAAGUGCGCCUGGAGACGAGUACGGUGUGGGCGGCGUCCAUCCCAGAACUUGUGUCGAAGCUUGGGCGUGCAGACACGACAGACAUUGGCAUUAAGCUCGUCACCGCUACAUGUACAACCAUCUGA